AUGCCGAUGAAACGGGGUCAUGUUUCGGCUCCUCAAAAUACAUUUAUUGAUACAAUUAUUCGUAAAUUUGACUCACAAAAUCGACGUUUUCUUAUAUCUAAUGCUCAAUUGGUUAAUAAACCAAUUAUUUAUUGUAAUGAUGCAUUUUGCGAAUUAACUGGUUAUUCACGUUCAGAUAUAUUACAAAAAUCUUGUACAUGUGAAUUUUUAUAUGGUAAUGAAACAAAUGAAAAAUCUAUUAAACAAAUUCGACAUGCAUUACAAGGGAGUGAUGAAAAAGAAGUCGAUAUUAUUUUAUAUAAAAAUACUGGCGUUAAAUUUCGAUGUUCAGUUCUUAUUGCACCGGUGAAAAAUGAAUCAUGCGAUAUAAUUCUAUUUAUACUUGAAUUUACAGAAAGCACUGAUUGUAAUCGUCAACGACGAAUACCUAAAAUUCAUGAAUAUUCUAUUAGUCCAACAAAUGGUAUACGUAAACGUUCAUGGUUACAAAUGUUGUCUCCUUUAGGAAAACAUAGACCAUCUCUAACAAAUGAUUUAACACCAGGAGAUGGAAGUGAAUUUGAAGGUUCUGGAUCAUCACCUGAUACAAGCGGUUAUAUAGCUUUGAAUCGUAAAAAUACAACAACAACAAUUCAUUUGGAUGAAACAAUCCCAACAACACCAAAAACUUUCCCUAUUGAUUAUAAAAUCAGUCAACAAUCAUCAAUAAGUUCAAAUAAUUUAUUAAAACCUGAUAGUAAUCCAUGGAAUACAAAUAAUAUUGAUGUCGAAUUAAUGAGAACUAAAUCUCAAAGUAUUAGUAAUAUAGCUGAAACUGUUAUUAAAAAAGAAACAAAAGAAUCAAAAGAUAAAAGUUCAUGUUUACCAAAUAUUCCACGUCAUAUAGCACAAAUUUUAUCAUUAGGUGAAGAUGCAGUACCUGAUUUUCGUUUACCUGAUAGUCGUCGUGUACCUCGUACAAUUAUUCUUCAUUAUUCUCCAUUUAAAGCAACAUGGGAUUGGUUAAUAUUAUUACUUGUUAUUUAUACAGCUAUUGUUACACCAUAUACAGCUGCUUUUUUAAUGCAUGAAGAUGGUCCAAUUAAACAACGUUCACGUCCAUCACGUGCAUUAAAUGUUAUUGAACUUAUUGUUGAUGUUAUGUUUAUAAUUGAUUUAUUAGUAAAUUUACGUACAACAUAUGUUAAACAUAAUGAAGAAUUAGUAACACGUGCAAGUAAAAUUGCAAAACAUUAUUUAAAAGGAUGGUUUUUAAUUGAUGUAACAGCAGCUAUACCAUUUGAUAUAUUAUUUUCAUUAAUACAAACAAAAGGUGGUGGUGAAUCAACAGUAUUAAUGGGUUUAUUAAAAACUGCACGUUUAUUAAGAUUAGUACGUAUUGCAAGAAAAUUAGAUCGUUAUUCGGAAUAUGGCAUAGGAGUUUUAAUUUUAUUAACUGCUACAUUUGCACUUAUUGCACAUUGGCUUGCUUGUAUAUGGUAUGCUAUUGGUCGUCUUGAACGAAAUACUCAUGGUACUGAAAGAACGAUUGGUUGGUUAGCUGAAUUAGCUAAUCAUACACAUCAGUAUUAUAAUGAUUCGGAUCCAACAUCUGGUCCGACGAAAACAUCAAAAUAUAUAACAGCUCUUUAUUUUACUUUUUCUUCUCUAACUUCAGUCGGUUUUGGUAACGUGAGUCCAAAUACAAAUAGUGAAAAGGGAUUACGUAUAACAUGGCUUGAUGAAUUAGCACGUACAUCAGGUCAAUCUUAUAAUUGUACAUCAAUAAUAUCUAUAAAUGAAACUAUAAAUUCAAAAUCUUGUUUUGGUGGACCUAAUCUUCGUUCCAGAUAUAUAACAGCACUUUAUUUUACAUUUUCAUCUCUUACAUCAGUCGGAUUUGGCAAUGUCAGUCCUAAUACAAAUAUGGAAAAAAUAUUUUCCAUUUUUGUUAUGUUAAUCGGAUCUUUGAUGUAUGCUAGUAUUUUUGGUAAUGUAAGCGCUAUUAUUCAAAGAUUAUAUUCGGGUACAGCGCGUUAUCAAAUACAAAUGUUAAGAGUAAAAGAAUUUAUUCGUUUUCAUCAAAUACCAAAUCCACUUCGACAACGACUUGAAGACUAUUUUAAUCAUGCAUGGAAUUAUACGAAUGGUAUUGACAUGAAUAUGGUGCUGAAAGGUUUUCCGGAAUGUUUACAAGCUGAUAUAUGUUUACAUUUAAAUAGUGUACUACUUAAAAAUUGUGCUGCAUUUAAAGAUGCUAGUGAGGGUUGCCUACGUACGUUUUCAAUGAAACUAAAAACAACUCAUGCACCACCCGGUGAUAUAAUAACACAUCGUGGUGAUAUUUUAACAUCAUUAUAUUUUAUUUCACGUGGUUCAAUUGAAAUAUUAAAAGAUGAUAAUGUCGUUGCUAUUCUUAGUAAAGAUGAUAUUCUUGGAGAAAAUCCUGUAUUAUAUAACGAACCAGGAAAAUCUGCCUACAAUGUUCGUGCAUUAACAUAUUGUGAUUUACAUAAAAUAUUACGCGAUGAUUUACUUGAAGUAAUUGAUAUGUAUCCUGAAUUUGCGCAAAGUUUUUGUCGCAAUUUAAAAAUAACUCUUACAUUACGUGAUGAAGAACUCGUUUCAAAAUCAAAUGAAUGUCGAUCAAAAUAUUUACCAAAUCCAAACAAUUUUCGAGGAAGUACAUGUUUUACUAAAACUGACGAUGAUAAUAUAUCAAUAAUGGCUCCACAUCAAUCGUAUUUUGAUGAAUAUCCUAGUGGAACAGGUAAAAUUACUAUAAAAGAGACAAACAAACAUGACAUACAAAGUCUAUUAGCUUUGAAAUUGAAUAUAAUUUAUAACUCGAAGAACCUUCAUUAA
This is a messenger RNA of Rotaria sordida, 2844 nucleotides long. The record is from the annotation of a GenBank genome assembly. Lineage: Eukaryota; Metazoa; Rotifera; Eurotatoria; Philodinida; Philodinidae.